AUGAGUGUUGAUGAUUAUAAUAAUAAUAACAGUAACAAUGAACAAAUUCAAUCUCUUACACGUGAUCUUGAAUUAAUGCGUGAACGUUAUUUAAAAUUAGUUGAUGUUCAUGGAAAAUUACAACAGGAAACGAGUGUAUUAGAAGAACGAAUUCUUUCAAUUGUUGAAACAUAUUCAAAUGAAAGAAAUCAAUUAGAACAAGAUUUAAUUGAUGCUAAACAUAAAAUUUUACAUUUACAAGAUACAGUUGAUGAUUUAGAAAUUGAAAAACAACGAUAUAAAAAUGAUUGUAAUCUAGCUGUUAGACUUUUACAUCGACAUCCAAAUGAAUUUAUGCCACCACCACCAUCAACAACAACAUUAGAACAAAUUCAAGAACAAUCGAAAACUAAAAAUGAAUCCGUAGCUACAAAUCAAUCUCAACAUAGUUUAAUAAUACCUACUUUUCCGCCAAUGUUUGUUCAAUCAAUUCCAUCGUUCAAUACAAAUACUUCUUCUUCAUCUCCAGCAGUUAGCCAACCUCCUGCAUCAACUACUAGUGAUACUCUUCGUUUUGCUGAAUCAUUAUUUAAAACGAACAAUGUACAUCGUUAUCCUUCUACACAUUUUAUUUGUUCAAAUUGUCAUCAAACAAUUAAAUGUCAUGAUGUUAGUGUUCAAACAUCUCUUGAUGAUCGUAGUGCCACAACUCGAACACGCCUUAUAUCUCUUACAGCAUCCGAUGACAGUCUCGAUACUGAUUUAGCAUGGAAUUCACUUGAACCACAUCACGCACAUAUGACAGUACAAGAAUAUCAAACGGGACAUGCAAGAAGAUCAUCUCAAGAUGCAGGAUUACCUUCCAAUUCUAUUCCUCAGAUGCAUCAUGUUUAA
Adineta steineri is the source of this 873-nucleotide messenger RNA. The record is from the annotation of a GenBank genome assembly. NCBI's taxonomy places the organism in Eukaryota, Metazoa, Rotifera, Eurotatoria, Adinetida, Adinetidae.